UAACCGCGUUAAUCGUUACUUUAGAUUUCAUAAACGAUUUGUACAUUGUCAUCGCAAAUGAUCAUAAAAUUCCGGAUAAUUUGAGACCUUUGCACAAGCACGUUCUGUGUAAGCAGUACAUAGAGGUACCAGAAUCGUGAUCUCUGCAAGAGACCUUUUGUAAAUUCAAAUUUGCUCAGCAAGCUUCAAGAUAAAACAGCGACGUCGAGCGUGGGAAUUGACAAUCAUUCAUGACUUGCUAUAAUUCAUCAAAUUUCGAGAAAAUUCUCGAGCUUUUAUCUCGCGCGUCGCGGUCUCGUCCGAAGCAAAUUCCAAUCGAACCGAUCUUCCGCCGAACACGAUACUUGGAGAUUUUCAAAAUCUCGAUACAUCAUCUUUCAACUUCAAAGAGCAAUCCAUAAAGCAUCCGAGGAACAGUGUUAACCGAAGCGAGAGCGUAAUUCGCGUUUGAUUCACAGCUAUGCCGUGAGACGUGAUUUAUUAUUUAUACUGGAAUUCAAGUGAGAAGAAAAAAUAAUGAAAGACUCCCAUGGAAGCCGUGUAUCAUACGUCAAAGUAAACUCAGCAGGCCAACUGCUCUAUCGGAAUGCACGAUUAAAAAAUAUAACAAACCUGGGCAAACACACGUGCUAGCGUAAGUAUUCUAUUGUAAUGUUGUAUGCGUAUACUAGUAUAGAUAGGAGGUCGAUCCAUAUAUAAGACAAUAAAUCGACGCUACCAAUCGCACCACGUCUUCGUCAGAACGGUAUAAUCAUAAUCUGUUCACGUGUUGAAAUCUCUCGAGAUGACCGCCGCUAGAUUCGCCCUGGUUAUCGCGCUGUUCGUCGUCGGCGUCCAGCAGAUUUACGGACACGGAAAGAUGACCGAUCCCAUGAACCGGUCCAGCGUCUGGAGGCUCAACCGAUUCGCCAAAGUGCUCGUUAACAACGAGGACAACGAGAACUUCUGCGGUGGUUAUGCGGUGCAGCACAAUGAAAACGGCGGCAACUGCGGACCCUGCGGCGACAACUACGUCGAUCCGGUCCCAAGGAACAACGAGAACGGCGGAAUCUACGGCGAAGGACACAUCGUCAGGAGAUACCAAGCCGGUCAGCGCGUCAAGGUAGUCGUCGACCUGAGCGCCAACCACCUGGGCUUCUUCCAGUUCUCGAUCUGCGAGCUGAAGAACAACAACGACGUCGAGACCGAGGAGUGCUUCGACAAGAAUCCCCUGAAGAUCGUCGACAAGAGCGGCGAGCUCGUCGACAGACAUCCGAUUAUCGCUGGCCAGAACGGUGACAUCGAGCUCGAGGUAGAGCUGCCCAAGAGCCUCAAGUGCGAGCGCUGCGUUUUCAGGUGGCACUACUCAGCCGGCAACAACUGGGGAUUUUGCAAUCAGAAGACUCUCGAGGGCAGGAUGGGCUGCGGACCUCAGGAGACGUUCCGUAGCUGUGCCGAUGUUAGCAUUCACCGAUGACAAAUUCAGUUGUUGGACUUGUUUUUCGUUGUUAUUUUUACGUUACUGUUGCUUGUUGUUUUAAGUUUGUAUGAAUGAUUUUUUACAAUAAAUUUUUUAACAAAAUGAAAA
Molecule: messenger RNA, 1567 nt
Organism: Nasonia vitripennis (jewel wasp)
Lineage: Eukaryota; Metazoa; Arthropoda; Insecta; Hymenoptera; Pteromalidae
Exons: 3
Coding region: 785-1456 (223 amino acids)
Source: RefSeq, a predicted model, not a curated record